Molecule: messenger RNA, 1396 nt
Organism: Annulohypoxylon truncatum
Lineage: Eukaryota; Fungi; Ascomycota; Sordariomycetes; Xylariales; Hypoxylaceae
Product: glycoside hydrolase family 93 protein
Exons: 2
Coding region: 99-1226 (375 amino acids)
Source: RefSeq, a predicted model, not a curated record
GCCCGGGAUGCAACUAUAUAAACAAAAUAAAACUUGUGUAGGUAGACUUCGGUGUGAACAUCUUCGGCGCCUUCAUCGAUACCUCGUUGUUAGCGAACAUGAUGCUUGGUGAACGAUUGUUGGCCAGUUUGGCCAUUAUUUCUUCCGUGUUGGCGCAGGGGUCUGGCAUCAAGGAGCUCUCGCAGGUUGUCAUCUUCACUCCACCUUCUACUUAUACGGAUCCUAGGGUUCUAUAUGCGCGUACGGCUCAGCUUCCCAACGAUGACAUCUUAGCAACAUGGGAAAACUACAGCCCGGAGCCACCCGCAGUCUACUUUCCCGUCUACAAGUCCACCGACAAGGGAGCUACGUGGACAGCGCUGUCUAAUGUUACCGAUCAGUCUUACGGGUAUGGUCUCAGAUACCAGCCUUUUCUCUAUGUGUUACCGGAGGAUUUCGCAGGAUAUAAGAAGGGGGACGUACUACUGGCCGGCUCAUCGAUCCCGACGAAUCUCUCGAGCACUCACCUCGAGCUCUACGGGUCUAAGGAUAGUGGAGAGACCUGGGAGUUUCUCAGUCACGUCGCUGCUGGGGGCCAGGCUUCACCGAAUAACGGCCUGACUCCUGUGUGGGAGCCGUUCUUGUUGCUUCACAAUGGCAAACUUAUCUACUACUACUCUGAUCAGCGAGACCCGGCUCACGGCCAGAAGAUUGUCCAUCAGACUAGUACAGACCUCAUUAACUGGGGAGACGUGGUGGACGAUGUAGCAUAUCCUACAUACAGUCAGCGGCCUGGCAUGCCUACCCUAGCAUUGCUUCCAAAUGGCCAGUAUAUCUACACUUACGAAUACGGCGGUGGUCCGAAUCCCGCAAAUUCAGGAACAUUCCCCGUCUACUACCGUCUCUCCAGCGAUCCGGAGUCAUUCAACAGCGCCACUCACCACGUACUUCAAACCACCGACGGCACUGUUCCUACUGGCUCGCCAUAUGUUGUUUGGUCAUCAGCCGGCGGAGUAAACGGAACCAUCAUUGUGUCUUCAGGUUGCUGCUCUGAGAUUUAUAUCAACGAGGCACUAGGAGCUGAAGGCGCGUGGAAGAAAGUGUCGACGCCCGAAGGAGUCUCUUAUACAAGAUCUUUACACGUAUUCCAAGAAGAUCAAAGUCAACUCCUAAUUGCAGGAGGAGGGCAUUUACCCCCAAGCACGACGAAUAAAGUCACUCUCAGCGUCAUGAAGGUUCCAUCAUGAUCCGUCGUUAGAAUAUGUCUCCCGAUAGAAGUUCAUUAAAUGGAAAAGCUAUUCAUAUAUCUCGCUAAUACUCCUUUGUUAUGUCACGGGUGUGUAAAUGUUCCAUCAGUUAUGUUAUGCCCCCGACCUAUAUAUAUACAUGGCUACAGCUUUAGCCCGUAUGUUAUUUC